Molecule: messenger RNA, 1192 nt
Organism: Brassicogethes aeneus
Lineage: Eukaryota; Metazoa; Arthropoda; Insecta; Coleoptera; Nitidulidae
Source: the annotation of a GenBank genome assembly
AGUUUAGCAAUUGAUCUCAAUCAGACGACAUGAUGACGCUGCUAAACCAAAUUAUGUUGUUCUUGACGCUGUACAGUCUUAGCGAGCGAAUUGUGCAAUCUACCAGGUGCGAGUACCUGAAAAAUAUCACUGUGACGGUUUUCCAGGAGAAAGGUGAGCCCUACAACCAGACCAUUAACGGGUGCAUCGAGGAUAUCGUAUUUAGUGAGGAGAAGAAUGUUGUGACGGCUCUGACCAUAUCCAGACAAAAUAUAACCCAUCUGGAGAAAUACUCAGUAAGGAAUAUGGCGUAUAUCGAUGAGAUUAUUAUAGCCAACUGCGUUUUGCAAGAAAUUGAAGCGGGGGCAUUCAGUAAUCUGCCAAAGUUAAGGAAAAUUUCCAUUGGGUUUAGUGAAAUAAAAGAGAUUGGUAUUGAUGUCUUCAAUGUGUUGGAGGAAUUGCAAGAAUUUAGAAUACACAAUACUGAUUUGGACACCAUUGAUAAAGAAGGUUUCGCCAGUAUGCCAAACUUAAGGAAAUUCUACUGUGACAUAAACAAGUUGGAGUACUACGAUUCCGAAUGGUUUACUAACAGUGAAAAUUUGGAAAUACUCGAUUUUCAGUUCAAUAAAAUCAACUCUCUUCCCGAGAGGGCCUUCUUCGAUUUGAAAAAGUUGCGCAAAAUCAACUUUAACAACAACGAAAUCUCCUACAUCGAACCCAACGCUUUCGAAGGCGUAACAACUCUGGAAUCUUUAUUUCUAAACUACAACAGGCUCAAAAUGAUAAACCCGGACGUGUUCACAGAAAAAUUCAAGUCAACCUACUUUUACAUCAACGCCAACUACCUAAAUUACCUCCCCAAAGAGCUCCUCGAUAAACUCACCGUAAAAUACAUCUCCUUGGACAACAACCCUUGGAAGUGCCCAUGCUUGGAAUUUGUCAACCGUUGGUUAAACGUCUCCAACGGCACCGCGAUUAAAUCGGACAGCUGCAUAGGCAGCAACCUGCCAGUUUGUUUGUAUCCCAAGCAGUUCACGAAAGUUUGCAACGAAACCAUUGAUGAGGAUGUGACGAAAGAGUAUCUCAGCAAUUUAAGGAAUGCCACGAAGCACAAAACCGACUUGAACCCGUAUUGCUUUCGGUUAGAUUGAUGUGGUUUUAUAUACCAUGUGUGUAUUUAUUAUUAAUAAAUUAUUGUUUUUUGACUGUU